Brassicogethes aeneus is the source of this 4212-nucleotide messenger RNA. NCBI's taxonomy places the organism in Eukaryota, Metazoa, Arthropoda, Insecta, Coleoptera, Nitidulidae. The record is from the annotation of a GenBank genome assembly.
AUGCCAAAGAAACAGGAACUUAAACUUCGAGCUCAAGAAGAAAAAGCGGACGUACUGCUGAUAAGUGAAACAAGUUUCCAAGCAGGUGUUACUCCCAAGAUUGCUGGCUUCAGAGGCUACUCAGUCUCCAGACUGCAUAACCAAGGAGGUGGAGUUGCCAUAUAUAUAAAACACAACAUAGAUCACUGCAGAACACUGGAUGUCAACACAAAUAUCGUGGAAACCCACAAUAAAACUCUGUGCAGCCUACUACUGUGCUAUAUUACAAAACGUUGUUUGCGGAUACUCUUAGAAGCCCAAUUAUCUCCAAAUCCACCUGGCUACGACUUUGAAGACGAAGACAACGAAGAUAUCAGACCGACCACUUCUGACGAAGUUAAAUCAAUCAUCUCAUCACUGAAGCCAAGAACGGCAUCUGACCCAGAAGGCAUCCCCAACAAAGCCCUCAAACUCCUACCCGAGCGCAUUCUGACGACACUGAAAGACAUAAUAAACACUGGAAACAGGCUUAAGGCCCUCAUUGCCAAAAUGUCCGAAGCAGGAAUUAAGACCGACCUUAUCAAAUUAACUCAAUCAUACCUCCACCGCAGAGAAUUCAAGGUCAAGGUCCAGGUUGCGCAUCUGAGUAAAAAAAGAUUAGAGCGGGAGUACCACAGGGCUCAGUAUUGGGUCCGAUAUUAUUUAACAUUUAUAUGUCGGACAUCUCAUUCCUCCAACAGGUUAACUAUGCCUUGUAUGCAGAUUAUACUCCUUUCUAGGUUCGAGGAAUGGGCAGAAAGAUGGAGGAUAAAAGUGAACCCCGCUAAAACACAAGCAAUCAUUAUCUCUAAAGGCGGUCGCACCCUCCAAACCAACCUAAACUAUGAAGGAAUAAACAUCCAUUGGGCUAAUCAAGUCAAAUAUCUGGGAGAAACUAAUUUGGACAUCGCUAAUACGCCCAGCCAUCUCCUAUGCUGCAGCAGCCCUAACGGCGCAAAAACCCAUAUAUCUAAGCUCGAAGUCGUUCAAAACAGAUUCCUGAGGAAUGUGCCGUGCCGUGCGAAACUGGAUCCCAUGAGGAAUUACCUCAUUGACAGAUCAAAAGCAAUUUUGGAGAAAUGUGCAACCAACAACAAUUAUUUGGCGGCUGCUUGCGUAGAUUUCGAUCCAGAUGACAGAAGAAGGUUAGGCAAUCCUCCAAUCUGCAGACAUCCUGUCCAUCCUGUAACACUGCAAAUCCCGCUCUUACACCUAACUCCUGCUAGUCCUUUUCUAUUUUUCAAAAUUGAUGCCAAUUCAUCUACGACAAACUUUCUUGACACAAAUGAUGCCAUAGAAAAUAAUGAUGCCCAUACCAAUCCUGGUAGCUCAAAUUCCACGAAAAAAGUGAUAGAAAACGAAAAGGCUACUUCAACGUCUUCCUUGCCUCUUAUUUCCACAUCGAUAACAUCAACAUCGAAUGCAAAUGUUUCCAAGGCCCAUGUUCAAGUAUUCAACGCGUGGCUGUCAGUCAAAUACUCUAGUAAAUACAUUGGUCAAAUCGCCACUGCAUUUGCAAAACUGUCCGGUAACGAUGGUGCGCUUACACUACACGCUUCCAGAAAAUAUCACCAAAACGCAAUUAAAGCCUGCGAAGAUUUUAUAAAAACUUAUGAAAACCCUGCCUUAGAAGUCAUAAAUCAAGUUUAUUCUCAACGCAUGACUCAGGUUCUAGAAAACGGGAACAGAUUGCGCCCCAUUAUUGAGACGAUCAUUCUUUGUGGAAGACAAAAUAUUGCAUUAAGAGGACAUAGAGAUGAUGGCGUGUUGAAGGUUCAGAAUUCAAUAGCAAAUGACGGAAACUUUAAACCCCCUUUUACGCUUUCGCCAACUUAUAUUAGUAAAACAACACAAAAUGAUCUCAUUGAUUGUUGUAAAGAAGAAAUACCAGAUAAAUUGAUUGGCAGGGUUAAGAGGGCAAUAUUUUAUUCUGUAAUAUUUGAUGAAACUAGCGAUGCAGCUCACAUUGAGCAACUUAGCCUUAAUGCGUAUGAUUCUAUCCGUGAAGAUGAUGUUGAUAAUAAUCAAAAACGGUUAACUGGUAUUGCGUUAGGCCAUUCCGUAAUUGAUCUUCUUCAAAAAUUUAAGCUCCCCUUAGAAAAUUGCGUUGGGAUUGGCACAGAUAAUUGUUCUGUCAUGGCAUCCGAUAUUAAAGGUGCUGUUCAAGAAAUCAUUAAAUGUUGCACAAAUGCCAAAAGUCAAGCAAAUAAGGAAUACUAUUUCGACGAUGAAAAAAAUCAUCAGUUUCGCGAUAUACACAUAGAUCUACAUAUAGUACUACACAUACCGAUACCGAUAACCUCUAUAAAUUGUUUUAAAAUGGCUAGAUCAUUAAGAUCUGGAAAAACAGGUGAUGAUGAUGAACAGUAUUUUCAGUCAGUAAUGGAGAAGAUUUUUAAUUCAGAAGAUUUUCUAUCAAAUUUGGCUGAUAAAAUUGCAGUACGUAUGGUAAACAGCCUUGAAAAUGAAAUCAAGGUGUAUAAAGAGAAGGUCGAAGCAUUGGAUAAGCAAGUCAAAGAUAUGAGUAAAAUUAUUGAACAGCAAGAACAAUUUACUCGUAAAAAUAACAUGACAAUUUAUGGAUUACCCAAACAAAAUGGUAAAAAGCUGGAUGAAAAAUUAUGUACCUUAUUUGAUGAAAGACUUGGAAUACAGAUAAAUCCUAUUGAUAUUGAGUUUUGCUAUAGGUUAAAGGCAAAAGAAGGAAAAGAAUCACAUGUGUUCGUAAGAUUUUGUCGAUAUAAGAAUAAGAAUGAAAUUUUUAAAAAUAAAAGCAAAUUGGUUUUAUCGCGUAUCACUGAAAAAACGGAAACAUUAAUAGAUUUAAUUCUUGUUUCUGACAUUUCGUUAGUGAGAAGUUUCGGAAAUUUAAGUAUAGAAGUUUCAGACCAUGAUUUGGUGUAUUGUACGACAAAUUGUACUUCCAAUACAGUGCCAUUUAAAAAAACAUUUAGAAAUUUUAGUAAAAUUAAUUUUCCAAACUUUACUAAGGAUCUGGAACAGUUGCCACUGCAUAAUAUAUUAUAUCUGGAUAAUGUUGAUGAUAAAGUUGAUUUUUUAAAUCAUCAUCUUAUAAAUUUAUUUAAUUUUCAUGCCCCAUAUAAAACAAUCGAAAUUAACAAACCAUAUAAGCUAUGGUUAACAGAUAAUAUUAAGUUUUUAAUUAAAUUACGAGACAAAGCUAAAAUUAAGUUUAAGAAAACAAAGUUGGGAUCGGACUGGGAGUAUUUUAAACAAUUAAGAAAUUUUACUGCUAUUGCAUUAAGAAAUAAAAAGCGAGCAUAUUUUAACUUUAAACUAAAUAAUAAAAAUCCGAAAGUGCUGUGGAAGGAACUAAAAAAUCUUAAUAUUAAAUCUAACAAAAAUAAUAUUCUACCUGAUCACUUAAGAUAUGUUAAUUUAAUUAAUAACUUUUUUAUAAAUAGCGUACCAGUAUCUAAUGUAAAUAAUGAUGACCUAAUUAAUUAUUACCUGGGAAAUACUUUUCAAAAUAUUUCUGCCGAAUUUUCUUUUUCCUUGGUAAGUCAAACUGAAAUAUUAGAAACUAUAAAUAAAAUAAAAAGUAACGCAGUUGGUUUUGAUGAAAUAAAUAUAAAUAUGGUUAAAUAUUCCUGUCCAACUAUUUUACCUUAUGUGACAAAUAUAAUAAAUACAUGUUUAUUAGAAAAUGUGAUACCUGUUCAAUGGAAAGAGGCUAAUGUUAUGCCGCUUCCUAAAAUUUCCGAACCGAAAGAACUUAAGGAUUUACGGCCAGUGACUUGUGAUUCUCAUAAAACAACAGCAUUAGUAUUGUUAGACUUUACGAAGGCUUUUGAUACGAUUAAUCAUAAGUUGCUUCUUUCAAUUCUUCAUUUUAUAGGUUUGGGUGGACCUCUUUUGUUUACCAUCUACAGAAGUAAUUUUCCUAAUUGCAUAACGUACUGCAACCAUCACAUGUAUGCUGAUGACACCCAGCUGUACCUUUUAUUCGAAAGUAAUAAGGUAGAGGAAGCUAUGCAAAAAAUCUCAAUAGACCUUAAUUCUAUAGACGAAAUUUCAAAAAAGCAUUCCUUGUUUUUAAACCCUGGAAAAUCAAAGGUACUGCUGUUUGGUAACAAAACAAUUAUAAAUAAUUUAACAGGGAAUUUAGAUUUUAAUUUGUCCAUCGAAAAUGUUCAGUUACCAAUUGUUCAAAGCGCAGUAAAUCUGGUGUAG